Prorocentrum cordatum is the source of this 1736-nucleotide messenger RNA. NCBI's taxonomy places the organism in Eukaryota, Dinophyceae, Prorocentrales, Prorocentraceae. The record is from the annotation of a GenBank genome assembly.
AUCUUUUUUCUGGGGCACGCCGACCAAUCUCUCGCGCUCCUCUCCGCCGCUGCCCUCCUCCCAGGGCCUCCAGGGAAUGGCGGCGGGCUGGCGUGCCCGCGCGGAACGAGGACCUGCAGGCUACGCCACCCGGCGCACCGAGCACGGGCGCUCCGCCAUCGGCGAGCGACGGGGCGGGCGCCGCUGGGCGCAGCACAGCGCGCCUCGCAGCAGGGGCCAAUCUCGGAGCGCGGGCGGCGGCGGGGUCCCCCCUGGCCUCCGUGGCGCGGGGUCUCCGCCCCGGAAGCCACGAGGCCCAGGGGUUCUCGCGACGACGACGACGACGACGACGACGACGGCGACGGCGACGACGACGACGACGACGACGGCGGCGACGGCGACGACGACGACGACGACGACGGCGACGGCGACGACGACAACCGGCGGCAGGGCGCUGGGCCGUCGAGCGGGGCACGGCGCUGAUCAGAUGGUCGGGGGCUCGUGUGCCCUGGACGGCGCCCGGUCGGGCGGCGCGGUCGCGUCAGACGACGCUCUGGGCGACACGGCGGCGCCCGUCUCUGGCCUCCGGAAAGAGAAGCUCCGGGUAGCGGGAGAGGCCCCAGCCGCAUUCACCCUGCUGGGUUUCGAGGGGCGCCGAGACUUGGCGCUCAGGAUGGCCUCUUCCCUGUCGUGGACGAGCUGCUCCGUCUCGUGUGCGAGGCUCCCCACGUCCUCCCUGGGCUGGAGGGAGCCGUCGUCGCCGAUGACCUCGUCUGCCCCCGCCAUGAGAGUCGGGGAGUUGCUCGUGAUGAUGCAGGUGCGGGGGCGGCGCCCAUGCCUGUGAGCCCUGCUCUUCUCCAGGCCCCUGUUCUCCACGUACUCCCGCAGGCACUCCAUCACGCCGAAGGCGUCGUCGAUGGUCAGCGCCUGCAAGGGCCUGUCGAGCACGAGUACGGGAGGGUCCGAUAUGAGGGCGCACGCGAGCUGGAUCUUCGCGCGCGCGCUGGCCGAGAUGCUCGACGAGAUCCGGUGAAACGCGACGUCUGACGAUCGAUACGCGCAUGCUGCGGAUGAGCGACCCCGUGGUCCCGCUCGGCUGCAGGGCCUUCUUCGCAGUGCCGCACACGUCCUCUCGGAUGAGCUGCAGCAGGUGCUCCGGGAUGUUCAGUCGCCUGCAUAUGCGGAGCCCGCGCUCGACCUCGGCGCUCCCGAGCUUCUUGAGGUCGUCGAUCCGGAUAUCGCGCUCGUCGCCGAGGAGGCCGAAGAAGACGCUCAUCGCCAGGGGUCCGUCCCAGAGGACGGGCUGGAUCGCGACGCGCAGGACGCGCAGAUAGGGCGGCACAAAGACGGUCCCGCUGUCGGGCAGGAGCUCGCUGGCCAGGAGGCUCGUCAGAGUCUUGAAGCCGACUGCUGGGGGCCCCGUGAUGGCCACCAGCUGCCCCUGCCUAAUGCUCAUGGACAUGUUCUUGAUGACCUCCCUGGAGCUUCCGGGGUAGGAGAAAAGUGGACGCUCUCGAGGGUGAUGUCCAUCCUGUCCACCGGCUGGCCCUCGCUGGGCAGCGGCUGCUCGAGGAGCCGCUGCAGACGUGCCCUGAACUCCACGCUCUUGCCGUGCUCCAGCUUCUGCCGGCGGCUCAGGUCGGUGGGGUGGUUCAUGUACUCGACCACGUGCCAGAGGGAGGGAUCGUCGGCGGCGGGCCCGGGGGGGAAUUUUCGGGAGCUCCGGGCUCGAGGUUCUCGGGCGGCCUCGUCGUGUC